Molecule: messenger RNA, 1804 nt
Organism: Drosophila montana
Lineage: Eukaryota; Metazoa; Arthropoda; Insecta; Diptera; Drosophilidae
Gene: pasi2
Product: Protein pasi2
Exons: 7
Coding region: 186-959 (257 amino acids)
Source: RefSeq, a predicted model, not a curated record
CGUUCCACGGCGUACAAAGCAACGCUGUGCCAGCGAAUGGGCAGCACUUUUGUGAUUCAGUGUGUUUGUUGUUGAUGCGUAGCAAAGCAUCUAAAUUUGAUUUUUUUACAGCUAUCCGUGUGUAGUGAAUGCUUGAGCAUAUUUCAUUAGCCUGCAGCGCGUGACGUCACAAAAAAGGAUUUAAAAUGAAUUACGGCCGUAAAACGCCCUCAACCUACCGAUCGAAUCCCUCGAUGUACUCCCAUGCCACGGGCAGAUCCUCUACUAACUUACAUUCGAAAAUGUCGCGUUCCACGCGAAGCGUACGCAUACCCUGGUACCAGAGGCCACUUCUGAAGAACAAUCAAUACAUUGACAUACAGAAAGGUGCGAUGCUUAUAGGCCUAUUUGCUGUAUUUCUGUCACUCUUUACCAUUGGCACUACCAUCUUUGAUAUCUAUUGUUAUGCCAUGGCUGCUCCAGGAUCCACCCAUUAUGGCUACUAUAUCAUAUCGUACGAGUUUGUGUAUGUUGGGAACAAGCACGUACGCAACAUGCUAAUAGUAUUUGCUUUAUUCUCGCUUAUUAUGGCGCUUAUCAACUUUGUCACCAGCGUCUUACUGUGCGUCGCCUUGCGUAAGGAGUACGAAAAAAAGGUGCUGCCCUGGCUGUGGACCUUUGCCAUCUUCACCGUUUGGCGCGCUUUGGCUCUCAUCUUUUUUGCCAUUGUUAAUGAUUUGUAUUUUGCCUACAAUAUCAUAAUGGUACUGCUUUGGAGCAUCUUUUGUCUGGUUUCCAUCUAUGGCUGGGCUGUUGUAUAUUCGCUGUUCCUUGAACUAGUGGAUCUUACAAAGCUGGAAGAUCUGGCGCACUUACGUAUGGGCACCAUGGCCUCGCUGCACGCAUCCACAGCUAACUCUCUGGCUGGCUCGCGUCCUACAACACCCCACAGUACUGUGUCCACAAUGCCAGUGGGCUAGAUAAUGUGUUGCUAAUAUUCUAAGCACAAUGAUACCGUCCGGUGGAAUGUUACACAAGGCAACCGUUCCACAUUCAUCAGUUUAGUGCCUUAGAUGAGUUUAAACAAUGUCUAGUACAUAUCAAAAACGAAUUGCAAUUGCUAAUUUUUAUACAUGAAUGCAUAGUAUUUAUAUUUAAGUCUCAUUCCGUCCAUUUACAUACAUAUAUGUAUAUGUAAUUAUGUUUAUUUAAACAAUCUUGUUGUUUAAGAAAUCUCCAUCUCCAUAACAAUAAUGAAUGCAAAUUAAUAUGUUGCAAUCAUACAAUUUUUUAAAGCCUUUUGGAUCAUUUAUACAUUUCUCUGCCAAUUUAGCCUAACGCCUGUUUUUUUUUUAAGGACAAAAUUAAAAAAUAUGUUUUCUUUUGUUACUUGUGUAAUCAAAAGGGUUUCAAUUAUCAUCUAUAUGUAUAAACAUGUUUUUCCUGACUCACUGCAUUGUGAUAAAUGCCUUGUCAUAAUAAUUAAAUUUUCCACAAUGGGAAAUGUUUGGAAAAGUUUCACUUAAAAUUGAAGCAAAAAUCCGACAAAUAAAGGUGAGGAAUAUUUAGAAAAUUGUUUAAGCUCAAUUUUACAAGUUUGUCCCUAGUAAUUACUUAGAAAUCAAAUUAGGUUAUAUCGUGAACUUUCCAGAUGCAUAACACUUUUUUCUAAGAAUGUCUAAUAAAAAAUGUUUAAUCUUUUAUGGGGAAAAAAUAACGAAACUAACACAGCGCAGCAUACAACAAAAUCGCAAUUUAAAAUAAAAUAUCGAAUUCAAAAAGACACGCACACGAAUGUGUGUGUGUGUGUGUGUGUAUACUUUAA